CGUAUUGGGAAAUGCACAAGUGCCAACGCUGUAUCCAAUCGUUUACUGCUCAGAUGGUUUUUGUGAACUUACUGGUUUCACAAGAGCGCAAAUUAUGCAGAAGGGGUGCGCAUGCAAGUUUCUGUACGGAACCGAAACUAAAGAAGAGCACAAAAGUCAGAUAGACAAAGCCCUCGAACUUAAGACUGAACUCAAGUUGGAAGUUAUUUUCUACAAGAAAAAUGGUACUCCAUUCUGGUGUCUGCUGGAUAUUGUCCCGAUUAAGAACGAGAAGCGGGAAGUGGUGCUUUUUCUUGCAUCGUUUAAGGACAUCACGCAAACGAAAAUGGCCGAAAUGUCUGAAAGCGAACUCUACGAUAGCACCACACUUGGUGACCCUCUUCUUCUCCCGUUACGAACAGCGGCAGUCCUCGGAGCAAGAUUCAGAGGCGGCGACGGAUAUUUCGGAGCGGAUGCCAACGGCAACUUGGAUCCAGAAGCGCCCCCAGCCAACUACGGACGCCGCCGUUCCAGAGCCGUCCUCUACCAACUUUCCGGCCAUUACAAACAGGACAAGAUGAAGUCCAAACUUAAACUUAACAACAAUCUGCUUAGUUCUACUCCUGCUCCUUUACCAGAGUACAAAACUUCUGCGGUAAAAAAGAGCAAAUUUAUAAUAGCACAUUAUGGAAUGUUCAAAAGUUGUUGGGAUUGGCUAAUACUAAUCGCAACUUUCUACGUUGCCGUGGUAGUUCCAUACAAUGCAAGUUUCAUCAAUGAUGAAAGACCAUCUGUUAUAAUGGACGUGGUGGUAGAAGCACUUUUCUUUAUAGACAUAAUUUUGAACUUUCGUACUUCCUACGUGAAUAAAAAAGGCGAAGUGGUAUCUGAUUGGAAAUCCAUUUCCAUCAAUUACCUACGCACAUGGUUCUUAGUGGACCUGCUUGCAGCCCUACCCUUCGAUCUUUUAUACGCUCUCUACGGCGGAGAGAAAGUGGGUCCAUCACACACGCAUUUAGUUAAAUUAACUAGAUUACUGAGGUUAGCGAGACUGCUUCAAAAAAUGGAUAGAUAUUCCCAAUAUAGCGCAAUGAUUUUAACUCUUCUUAUGCUAUCCUUCACCCUCGUUGCUCAUUGGUUGGCGUGUAUAUGGUACGUCAUAGCUGAUAAGGAAAUUGAAAAAAACGAUUAUACUUGGGACUUGGGUUGGAUCCACACUUUAGCUGAACGCUUAAAGAUUUCAAUUGAAAAUGUUUCUCACGUAGACUCCUACGUCACAGCCCUCUACUUCACCUGCUCGAGUUUAACAAGCGUAGGUUUCGGUAACGUGAGUGCUAAUACAACCAACGAAAAAAUUUUUAGUAUUUGCACGAUGCUCAUUGGAGCGCUAAUGCAUGCCGUCGUGUUCGGUAACGUUACAGCUAUCAUACAAAGGAUGUACUCGAGAAGAUCGCUGUACCACACCAAAUGGAGAGAUCUGAAAGACUUUCUAACGCUUCAUCAAAUCCCGAAGGAACUGAAGCAAAGAAUGCAAGACUAUUUUCAGACCAUGUGGUCUCUCAACCACGGCUUAGAUAUUCAAGAGAUUCUUCGAGAAUUUCCUGAGGAACUUCGAGGUGACGUUUCUAUGCAUCUUCACAGGGAAAUACUGCAACUUCCGAUAUUCGAAGGCGCCUCUCAAGGCUGUCUGAAACUCCUGUCCUUACAUAUUAAAGCCAACUUUUGCGCACCCGGAGAAUACUUGAUUCAUAGAGGAGACGCACUGACAUACAUCUACUAUAUAUGUAACGGCUCAAUGGAAGUGAUACAAAACAAUAUGGUUGUUGCUAUUUUGGGAAAAGGUGACCUGGUGGGCAGCGAUAUCAGUCUACACCUUCAGCACUUCGCUAGUAAUCCAAGCGGGGGUGGCCCUACCAAUUCCAUAGACAUGAUCGUGAAAUCAAGUAGCGACGUGAGAGCGCUAACCUACUGCGAUUUGAAAUGCAUUAAUAUGCAGGGGCUUAUCGAGGUGCUCAGAUUAUAUCCGGAAUAUCAGCAGGAAUUCGCUAAUGAUAUUCAGCACGACCUUACAUUCAACGUACGCGAAGGAUAUGAGGCAGAGCAAGAAUCUGAACUGAACGGAGUUCCAUCAUUAAUUCUUCCAUCAAUUAGUGAAGACGAUGAAAACAUGCACGAAGACGAAACGUCACUUUUAUCGCCAAAGGCAUCUCCUGUCCAUACCUACAAUACAAGUCCUAGACAUGCCAAAUUUAAUUUUAGUUUGUUCCUUUGCAGAAGCCAGGACAGUUACGAAAGUUCAUUAAAAAGUCGUAGAACCGGUAGUACGUUUAAUAAUAAUCUCGCUUUACUUCGAGAAAGAGUCGAGAGACAGAGGAGCGUAGUUUUCAAUUGUAACAGGAUUUCCAGGACCGGAUCCUUAGAGGAACUGGAUGCUAAUGUUCGUCAUGAUGUCGAAAAUACUCGAAACAGUGUAGAGAGAUUAGAUAGUCAGGUGUCUUCCCUCCAUCAAGAUGUAGCAGCAUUAAGUAUAGAGGUACGAAACGCUAUCCAAGCUCUUCAAGAGAUGACAACACCCUCUUCAGUUGGAAGUAUGCAGUUUCCAGCUCGUUCAAAUCCUAAUAUUAACCAAUUUCCAAUAGCCAGUAAGGAGGAAGGUGGCUUUCUCGCCAGAAGUACGUCCCAACCACCCGAGAUGUUCUACUGGGAAGAGGAUGGUGUAAAAACCCGACUGUUACCAAUAACAUCGUUCAAAGACGAAAGCACCCAGACUAAUUGUGAAGAAUUAAUUUCACAAUACAUCCUACAGAAUCCUAGACGCGUCCUGUCCAUUUUAGGCUUAGAUCCAGACAAAGUUAGUUCCGAUUUUUACAAGGCCACAACGAUAGGCAAAAGUAGAACGUUCCCUGAUAACAUAUUCGUAAGAGGUUUGUCGAAAGGAAGUAGCGACAACGCAAAAUCAACGAAUCAUGACGAAUUUCCUAUGAUUACAUGGGAUGAGAAGGAAGACGGUAAAAAUAGCAGUAAUACUACGAAAAAUUGUCCUUUUUUUUGGGAUCCAACAAAUAUAAGAGACUGUAAAGCAACCGGGGAAGUGCUUGAAUCUAACGAACUUAGCCAUUCUUCAUCGUUACAAACAAAUAAUAAUUUCUAGUCGUUCUCCUACAUUAUCAAAUUUUAUCCUUUUUUCUCUAUCUCAGUUAUAAUAAUACCGUAUUGAAACAUUCAAUCAAUCAAAUUUCAAAAAUUAUUCUUGAUUAACAGUAAUAUAAACUCAGUAAAUGAUUAAUUACCUAAAAUGUUAACUAAUAGUUAUUUAAAACGAAAUCUUGAAGCACGGCCGUAGCUAGGGGGGCAU
Agrilus planipennis (emerald ash borer) is the source of this 3334-nucleotide messenger RNA. RefSeq names its product potassium voltage-gated channel subfamily H member 8-like. Gene Ontology annotation, cellular component: membrane. Bases 95 to 3130 code for a protein of 1011 amino acids. The transcript has 14 exons. Gene Ontology annotation, molecular function: voltage-gated potassium channel activity. Gene Ontology annotation, biological process: regulation of membrane potential; potassium ion transmembrane transport. Lineage: Eukaryota; Metazoa; Arthropoda; Insecta; Coleoptera; Buprestidae. The record is from RefSeq and is a predicted model, not a curated record.